AUAGACAAUUUCUGGAUCUUCCUUCAUACUAUUGAAGUUUUAACUUCUAGUGUUCUAAAAAUUCCAAAUGCCAGAAUUUAAACGUCAAAAUUGACAGGACAGAUGGCGCUGGAGCUCGGGAAAAUUAUCUUUGACAAAACGAAAACGAGUUUCCAACGGCUCCGGGCGCGUUGAACGUCACGCGUAGUACACGAAAUGGAAUAAAAUAGCUGAAUUCGCUCCACUGCUGUGGGCUGUGAAGUUAAUCCGCGACCUUGCGUCGUCACAACCGACUGCUUUGUGCUACAGUCACGCCCGGUGCUUGUGUUUACAUGUUAUCUAUUGAUAGUCUUACUUGAAUGCACACCUCCCUAUAGAAAUAACACUCGGUGCUUUGUGAAAGAAUAUCACUAUGUAGUGAAGUGCAAACUCUUUAAUAGUGGAGCUAAGGCUUUGAAUUUUCAGUGCUAGUUGUUAUGACCUUCCACUAGAGCGAAGAAGCCAUCCCACGCCUCCAAUAAACAGACACCUACGCGGCGACGCUUGGAUGUGCGCUCGCAGUAUCACCAAUGAGAUCUGAAUUAGAAGGAUCCCGCAAUAACCCUCAAGUUCCGUGUGAUAGAUUGUGAGAUUACAGUGAAUAUUCGACAGAAAAUCUAGUUAGAAGUGCAGUGAUUUCCGAUCUACGAUCCAAUGUUUACAUGACGUUAUUAUUAUCACUUGCGAAAUCUAUUGUGUUUGUUGCAAAUGCUCAAGGCUAUUCGCCGCGGAAGCGCGACGGCGAACUUCUGAUGUUUACAUCAGAAAAAAAAACAGAAUUUAUCUUCGAAAAAGAUAAUCAACUAAAGAAGACAUGCAAAGAGAAUAAUAUAAUAGAAAAUUGAAUAAACUGCGGUAAUAUUUGCAUCAUCAUGGACGACAGUGAUGUUAUAAUAUCCUCUACGGAGAUCAUAAAAGAUCGCCUGUACUUCGCGACGCUCAAGACGGGGUACAAGCCGAAAGCGACUCGCAACAGCAAAUACUUCCACAUAGAAGACGAAAUAGUCUACGAGAACUUCUACUUCGACUUCGGACCUUAUCACCUGUGCCAUUUGUACCAGUUUUGCGUGAAGCUAAACAAGGAGUUGGAGGAAAACCCUAAGAAGAAGAUAGUCUUCUAUACGAGUAACACGGACACGCUGAGGUUGAAUGCUGCCUACCUCAUCGGGAGCUAUCAGAUAAUCUACCUCGGCGGCUGCCCCACGACAGUUCACUCGGCGCUCACAGCCAGCGCCGACUGGACGCCGCUCAAUUUCCGCGACGCGUCGGGCGGGCCGCCGCUGUUCGACAUCUCGCUGCUGGACGUGCUGAGUGCCAUCAAGGUGGCUCAUGAUGCGGGGUUCUUUGACUUUGAGCAUUUCGAUGCGGAGCAUUAUUUGUUUUAUGAGAAAGUGGAAAACGGCGACCUGAACUGGAUAAUCCCGGGCAAGAUGCUGGCGUUCUCCGGGCCGCACCACCGGUCCCGGCUGGACCGCGGCUACCCGCUGCACAGCCCCGAGCACUACCACCAGUACUUCCGCGAGCACGGCGUGUCUACUGUCGUCAGACUGAACAAGAAGUCAUACGAGGCGCGUCAGUUCUCCGCGCACGGGUUCGAGCACCGCGAGCUGUUCUUCGUGGACGGGUCCGCGCCCAGCGAGCUCAUCGUGGCGCGCUUCCUGCGCGUGUGCGAGCGCGCCAGGCAGGCCGUCGCCGUGCACUGUAAAGCGGGGCUCGGCCGCACGGGGACCCUCAUCGCGUGCUACCUGAUGAAGCAUCACGCGUUUACCGCGCGGCAGGCGGUGGCGUGGCUGCGGGUGUGCCGCCCCGGCUCCGUCAUCGGACACCAGCAGUGGUUCCUGGAGAAUAUAGAGUCCCGCAUGUUGUCGGAGGGCGAGGCGCACCGGCGGCGCCACGGGCUGGCGGUGCCGCUGUUCACUCGAGGCAUCUACUCCACGCUGCCCCGGGAGGAGAAACCCGUGUCGCUGAAUGCUAUACUGAGCGGGAAGAGUGAGAAGUUGGACAACGCAAACGCCCUAAACGCGAACGACCGAGUGGACUCCGAGAACAACGUGGCGGCCACCAAGCGAGCCCCCGCGCGCCCCUUCACGCCCAAACACACGUACAUGCUGCCCACCAACAACAUACGCAACGCAGCCAACACUAACCUCAAGCCGCAACCUCGGAUCCUCAACACGACCUUAAAGAGCCACUACGCGUCCAAAACAUCCACCUUCCCGCCGACCCGAAGCGCCAAUUCCACCAGCAAAAUAGCCGUUGCUAAAUCGCAACUGUCCGCCAAAAACAGCUUCCACGGACAAAGAGCUAAUCUAGCCAGACCUACCCUAGCCUACACACAUAGUAGUCCACUAAAAACGAUAACCAGAAAGAAUAACCUCAAAAAUACAACGGCAGAUACCAACACGUCGCCGACACAUACUAAAGUGACUUCGACUCUGUCAGCCUUGACUGAAAACUGUCAUUUGAACGGCAAAAACCGUCUUCCCUCCGAACCUAAUUUGAAAACUAUGCAAGGGAACAAAACCCCUGCUAAUAUAAACACACGAAAGAAGUUGAUCGUUCGGUCGAAUUCCAACUCGCGGAAGAAGCUACCGAAAAGCAAUUUACCCGUGAAGAUUGGUUUAGGCUCGAACCAAGACCUGUCCUCCUCUGAUACUAACAUCACGAAUAUCUCAGCUGACUCGCUCGAAGCGCCGUUUAGGUUCCGGCGAAAACGCGACAACUCAAGCAGCCCAGAACCCAUGGACUGUCUCACAAACUCGAUAAUAACAGCUGACGUCACGCCCGAAAACUACGAGGAGACCACAAACUCGCAAGGAAACAAACUGUACAAGAUUAAGGCGCUGAGAAAGAAGUGUCCGGCUUUCGGAAUGGGCAUUUUAAAGAAAGAUGGCGUCCAGACUCGGGCCAGUUCUUGUGCCAGCAGCUCCACUGUCAAGAAAAAAUGAUCUCGAAGGAAAACUAGAGUCGUUAGGAUCGUCGCCUAGCGACGUUUGCACUUGUAGAUAUUUUUACAGCGUCUAAAUGUUAGAUGUGCGUAGCGCAAGGGUGUCGUGUUGUAUUAGCUCUUAUUCACAUUCUAAAUGUUAGCCUGGAUAGUAUGGUAUGGUAGGAAUAGUUUUUAAUACCUUCUUAAAAUAUAGAAAAAUAUCUGUCUUAUAACUAGAUGAGAAUAUUUUAUGAUACUGGAUAUCAUCGAAUAAAAUCAUUUUAAAUUAUGAAUAAGGUCUAAAGUUUGUUGAAUUUUGAUGUGUUAGGUGUUAGUUGAGUAUAUUGAAUACGGUACUAAAUGUAAUGUCGUUGACCCCAUGAAAGCCUUAGAAUUUAAUCAUUAUAAUUAUUGUGAACUGUUGCUAAAAGUACAUGGGUAUAAACCGUAUAAAUAAAUAGAUCAAUGUUACGAUAACAAUUAUACAGCUGCUGCAUAGCCAAUCGAUAUGAUGGGUUUGUUUGACAUUUAAAAAUGUUGUCUGCAUCAGUCUGUGCCUAUGUG
Molecule: messenger RNA, 3511 nt
Organism: Plutella xylostella (diamondback moth)
Lineage: Eukaryota; Metazoa; Arthropoda; Insecta; Lepidoptera; Plutellidae
Biological process (GO): protein dephosphorylation
Source: RefSeq, a predicted model, not a curated record